GGCGUUUGUCAUACCUGUCAAAUUUGUGUACAACAUUUCCUCAUUUUAGAUUUUAAAAAGAAAGGUAUUUCAAUAAAAAUAUGGCUUCUGUAAUGGAUGUGGAUGAAGAAGAAGUAGAGAUGGCUUCGUCGAGUAGCGGUAAAGGUGACAAAAAAAGAUUUGAAGUCAAAAAGUGGAAUGCGGUUGCUUUAUGGGCUUGGGACAUUGUGGUCGAUAACUGCGCGAUUUGCCGCAACCAUAUAAUGGAUCUGUGCAUAGAAUGCCAAGCUAACCAGGCUUCAGCAACCAGUGAGGAGUGCACAGUAGCUUGGGGUGUUUCAUGCUUUUCACUUCCAUUGCAUCUCACGUUGGCUCAAAACAAGGCAAGUCUGCCCUCUAGACAACAGAGAGUGGGAAUUCCAGAAGUAUGGACACUAAAGCAGAAUAUCUACAGCGGCCAUCCCUUCAAGAAGCCUCAGCUAUAUAUUGAGAAUGGGCAUACCAAUGUCAAUAUUGCAUUAAGUUGAUAAUAAAAUAACUCAAAAGUAUUA
Molecule: messenger RNA, 530 nt
Organism: Spodoptera littoralis (African cotton leafworm)
Lineage: Eukaryota; Metazoa; Arthropoda; Insecta; Lepidoptera; Noctuidae
Source: the annotation of a GenBank genome assembly